AUGUCGGCUCCUGAAGGCUUUAAAAAGGUCAGUGAAGACGCACAUAAAUCAAAUCAAGAAAUCAAUUCUAAUCCAUACGGGCCAAACCCAGCAGACUUCUUAUCCAAUGUUUCAAACUUUCAAUUAAUCGAAUCUACGUUAAGAGAAGGUGAGCAGUUCGCAAAUGCCUUCUUUUCAACUGAGAAAAAGAUUGAGAUCGCUAAGGCUUUAGAUGAAUUUGGUGUCGAUUAUAUUGAAUUGACAUCACCAGUUGCUUCUGAACAGAGUAGAAAGGACUGUGAAGCCAUUUGUAAAUUAGGUUUAAAGGCCAAGAUCUUAACACACAUUAGAUGUCAUAUGGAUGACGCAAGAGUUGCAGUCGAGACUGGUGUUGAUGGUGUCGAUGUUGUCAUCGGUACAUCUCAAUUCUUGAGACAAUUUUCUCACGGUAAGGAUAUGAACUACAUUGCGGAAUCUGCCGUUGAAGUUAUUGAAUUCGUUAAAUCCAAGGGUAUAGAAAUCAGGUUCUCGUCUGAAGAUUCCUUUAGAUCUGACUUGGUUGAUUUAUUGAAUAUCUACAAGACAGUCGAUAAGAUUGGUGUCAAUAGAGUGGGUAUUGCCGACACUGUGGGUUGUGCUAAUCCAAGACAAGUCUACGAAUUAGUUAGAACUUUAAGAUCUGUUGUUCAUUGUGAUAUUGAAUGUCAUUUCCAUAACGAUACUGGUUGUGCCAUUGCCAAUGCCUACACUGCUUUGGAAGGUGGUGCUAGACUCAUAGAUGUAUCAGUUCUUGGUAUCGGUGAAAGAAACGGUAUUACUCCUUUGGGUGGCUUGAUGGCCAGAAUGGUUGCUGCUGACAGAGAUUAUGUUUUAUCCAAAUAUAAAUUGCAUAAAUUAAGAGACUUGGAAAACUUGGUUGCUGAAGCGGUUCAGGUUAAUAUUCCAUUCAAUAAUCCUAUUACUGGAUUCUGUGCAUUCACCCAUAAAGCUGGUAUUCAUGCUAAAGCUAUUUUGGCUAAUCCUUCGACAUACGAAAUUUUAAGUCCUGCAGAUUUUGGGUUGACUAGAUACAUUCAUUUCGCCAACAGAUUAACUGGUUGGAAUGCUAUCAAGUCAAGAGUUGAUCAAUUAAACUUACAAUUAUCUGAUGAGCAAUGUAAGGAAGUCACCAACAAGAUUAAGAAAUUGGGUGAUGUUAGACAGUUGACCAUUGAUGACGUCGAUUCCAUUAUCAAAGAUUUCCAUGCUGAUGUUGCUACUCCUCAUGUGAGACCAACGGAACCUGUUCCCCAUGUGAUUGAAGGCUUGGAAGAAUCGGAUGUUAAGAGAUCUAAAAAUUAA
Messenger RNA from Debaryomyces hansenii CBS767, 1320 nucleotides. RefSeq names its product homocitrate synthase (gene LYS21). The record is from RefSeq and is a predicted model, not a curated record. Lineage: Eukaryota; Fungi; Ascomycota; Pichiomycetes; Serinales; Debaryomycetaceae. Gene Ontology annotation, cellular component: mitochondrion. The transcript has a single exon. Bases 1 to 1320 code for a protein of 439 amino acids. Gene Ontology annotation, molecular function: homocitrate synthase activity.